Molecule: messenger RNA, 1821 nt
Organism: Kalmanozyma brasiliensis GHG001
Lineage: Eukaryota; Fungi; Basidiomycota; Ustilaginomycetes; Ustilaginales
Product: Triose-phosphate transporter domain protein
Exons: 1
Coding region: 1-1821 (606 amino acids)
Biological process (GO): UDP-glucose transmembrane transport
Cellular component (GO): endoplasmic reticulum-Golgi intermediate compartment; Golgi apparatus; cis-Golgi network
Molecular function (GO): antiporter activity
Source: RefSeq, a predicted model, not a curated record
AUGGACGCUCGACCGGCAGAUGCUCGCUCGGUCCAUACAGAUCAUUCGAUAGAGUCGUCCGAAUCCGACAUUCUCUUCUUCCCGACCAGCUCGUCCGCGCGCAACUCGGCCGACGUGGCUCCAGAGAAAGGAUCCGGCGACACAAUACGAGCCUCUCCCAAGCCCUACACCGCGACACCGUCGCAUCUGCGCCAUCAAGGCUCGCACGAAGACGAAGAUGCAACGCCCGACGCAGAAUCACAGCCGCUCACCAGCAACGAGCGCAGCGGCACCUCGACACCCUACCGCGACGAUAUCGCCCCAGCCUUUGUCCACCGAGUCGGUUCCAACACAUUCAGCCAGUCGCUCGAUCCACGCACCUACUGGCGGCUGGCCGAGCAAGCCUCUCACGCACCCUCCACCCGUUCCCUCGAGCGUCAAUCGGGUGGCACCCUAGCAGAACGCCAGGAGGCCUACUGGAAAGCGGGCGUGGUCAACAUCCUCCUCAUCCUCUGCUGGUACGCCUUCUCCACCGCCAUCUCGGUCUACAACAAAUGGAUGUUCGAUACCACCAAACACCACUUCUCCUUCCCACUCUUCGUCACCAGUUGGCACAUGAUGAUGCAAUUCGGGCUAUCGAGUCUCGCAUUGCGGCUGUUCCCAUCGUGCGUGCCGAGGAAGGCCAACGGCACACCGUCGAGACCAUCGGGCGCGAAUUGGGCCACCAAAGUCGUACCGUGCGCACUGGCCACCGCUUUCGAUAUCGGUCUGUCGAACACGAGUCUCAAGACCAUCACGUUGACGUUCUAUACCAUGUGCAAGAGCUCCAACCUCGCCUUUGUGCUCUUCUUCGCCUUUGUGUUUGGGUUGGAGGUCAUUCGGUGGAGUCUGAUCGGCAUUAUCGCGCUGAUCACGGUCGGAGUGGUGAUGAUGGUGGCAGCGGAGACCAAGUUCGUUCUGACGGGAGCGGUGCAGGUGUUGACGGCGUCGGCGUUGGGAGGGUUGCGAUGGGCGCUGACGCAGAUUCUGUUGGACAGGGAGGAGAUGGGCAUGAGCAAUCCCGUAGCGACGGUUUUCUGGCUCGCACCGAUCAUGGGUGUCGCGCUGAUCAGCCUGUCGGCGGCAUUCGAGUCGUGGUAUGCGAUCUUUGCGGCCAAAUCGGGGUAUUUUGACACCUGGGCCCAUGCGAUAGGGACGAUAGGGUUGAUGGCCGGACCAGGAUUCCUCGCAUUUGGGAUGAAUCUCUCCGAGUUCGCCCUGAUCAAGCGGACGAGCGUGGUCACGCUGAGUGUGGCGGGGAUCUUCAAGGAGGUCUUGACCAUCGCGCUUGCCAGCAGCGUGUUUGGCGACGAGUUGACGCCGAUCAACGUCACCGGCCUGUGCAUCACCCUGUUGGGCAUUGGCAUGUACAACUUCCUCAAGUACCGACUCAUCACGCGCGGCGCCGAUUCCGUAGGCCAGGGCAUCUCAGGACUCAACGAGCUGGGCGACAGCAUCCGCAGCCGCGCAAGCAGCAUCUUCGGCACCACCCAGCCCAGCGCUCCCAGAGACAACGACUACGAACAGGUGGGCGAGGACGAAAACAGCCUGCUCUUUGAUGAAGGGCGAGAACGCGGCAAGGUGCGGCGGAACAUGACGGGCGAAUCGGAUGCCUUGGAGCUGGAUACGCAAAGGGUCAGCCAGGAGAUCGUAGAGAGGGGGGCGAGGGUGGUCAGCGACGAGGAGAGGGAGAGGUUGAGAAAGAUCGAGGAGGAGGCGGAUCUGAGUGGAUGGGGGACGAGUGGUGAGAGGGUUACGGGCCAAGGGCUGGUUGAGGAACAUCAUCAUGCGCGGUACAGGUGA